GUUAACCUGUCCUGCUAAUCUCGUUCUGUGUAGUCUUCAAUCAUGGCGGCGACCGACACUCAGAGUGCACCAGUUGGCCCUGUCCCAUUCAAGGACGUCGACGGCGACGGCGACAAGGCCUCCGUGAACCCAGAGAAGCCACGGGAAGGGCUCACUGACCUCGCCGGCAUGGUGGCGUCCCUCCCGAGCAAGAUGAGUGCCGAAAGGCCGGUGAUGAUGCGCUUCUACCAGGGCGCGUGGCUGCCGGAGGAGUGGCUCCCGGCGGCCGUCGCCAUGCACCGCGGCUUCACGCCCCGCCCUGACGACGUCAUCGUGGCCAGCCUCCUAAAGUGUGGCACCACCUGGCUCAACGCCCUGGCGUUCGCCACAAUGGCGCGCCGCACGCACCCGCCAUCCGCCGCCGACCACCCACUCCGCCGCCUCAACCCACACCAGUGCCUCCCUUUCCUGGAGGGCCUCUUCCUCAGCAACAGGGAGGCCAUGCUCGACGCGCUCCCGUCCCCGCGCCUCGUCAACACCCACAUGCCGCUCUCCAUGCUGCCGAGCACCACCACCGCCGGCGGCGGCGGCUGCAGGGUCAUCUACAUUUGCCGGGAGCCCAAGGACAUGGUCGUCUCAUGGUGGCACUUCUCCCGUCGGCGGGAGGAGAAGUACUCGAUCGCCACCUUCGCCGAGGUCGUCGCGUCCUUCUGCAGCGGGGUGAGGCUGUACGGGCCGUUUUGGGAGCACAUCCUCGGCUACUGGCACGCGAGCGCAGCUAGGCCGGACAACGUGCUCUUCCUGCGCUACGAGGAGCUACUGCGCGACCCCGCCGGGAACGUCCGGAAGCUGGCGCGGUUCGUCGGCCUCCCGUUCUCCGCGGCGGAGGAGGACGCCGGCGUCGUCGAGUCCAUCGUCGAGCUAUGCAGCCUCGACUACAUGAAGAACAUCGAGGCCAACAAAACGGGCUUCAUGGAUCCAGUGUUCAAGAUUCCUCGGGCGGCUCUCUUCCGGAAGGGCAUGACUGGUGACUGGGCGAAUCACAUGACGCCGGAGAUGGCACGCCGCCUCGACGAAAUCGUCGCCGACAAGCUCACCACUGCAGGGCUCACGUUUCAAUGAGAUUAUUGUAUAUGGAGUACUCGUUAGAAAUAAUCUUGUUGUAGAUAAUCAUGUUUAUUUUGUUGCAUGGUAUUAGUCACAGGAGUAGGCUACGUUGUCAGCUACAUAUAUGCACGAGUCAUUUGUUAGCUUGUGCGUGCAUGCUAAUCUCCCGUGAAGCACAAAGUGUUAGCUAGAGAGUGCUCGUAGUUGUGCGUGCAUGCAUGCUGGAAUUAGUCCCAUGCUUGUGCGUGAAUUAAUCUUGCAUGGAUCGAUUAGUUAGUUAUGCAUGCACAUGGUGGGUUGAUUCCUGGAUGCAUGCAGCAAGCACACGUCAUCAGAACUUGUGGAGAUGCGACCAAGGACGUGGGGCGUCGUGUGCGAAGAAGGUGGUGCUCACCCAGCGUACGUGUCAACAGUAGUGUGCGUGGAUUAUAAAUAGUUGCUCAGUGUAAUCGUUUAGAGUUUGAAAAAAAGAACAGAAAAGAGCACUAAGUUCAGUGUGGUGCCGUAAAUACUCUGUGUUACAUUGGUCUUCUUUCUGGUGAUUUCACGUGUAAGUGAAAGUUAUGUCCACUGUGUUAGCGUGAGUUCCUUUGAUUUCCAACCGUACUUCUAUGAACACGCAUACA
This is a messenger RNA of Oryza brachyantha (malo sina), 1712 nucleotides long. Its product is annotated as cytosolic sulfotransferase 5-like. Gene Ontology annotation, cellular component: cytoplasm. Lineage: Eukaryota; Viridiplantae; Streptophyta; Magnoliopsida; Poales; Poaceae. The transcript has a single exon. Gene Ontology annotation, molecular function: sulfotransferase activity. The record is from RefSeq and is a predicted model, not a curated record. The coding region runs from base 43 to 1101 and encodes 352 amino acids. Gene Ontology annotation, biological process: sulfation.